UCAUGGGUUGUAUAGGGAAGUUUUUGCAGUGGUUUACAGUUGCAGUCACUUCAGUGUUUGCAAAUAUUGUCUGCACCAGUGAGCAAGCCCUGAGCUCCAGGAGGAGGCUGAGCCCUGUGUGUGUGUGUCUGGCUGUGGACUGGGGGGCUCCUCUGAUGCUGGCUUUUUUUUCUUCUUCUAAUUGCUAUGCAAUGACAUUUGCAUGAAAACCUGGCGUACUUCUUCCAUUCUACAGGGAUCUAUCCUCUGCAAGCUCUGGAUUCUAUCCUAUUAUUAUUGCAGCAGCACAGACCUGCUCUGACUCUAUGGUAGCACUUCUACUUUUAUAGAAUAUUUUACCUAUUAGAAUUUUUAUUUUUUUUUAAUUUUUUUACAUUUUGAAUUUUCUGUAAAUCAUGGAUGUUCUACCAAUGUGCAGCAUCUUCCAGGAGCUUCAGAUUGUGCACGACACUGGCUACUUCUCUGCUCUGCCAUCCCUGGAGGAGUACUGGCAACAGACGUGCUUGGAACUUGAACGCUACCUACAAAGUGAACCUUGCUAUGUUUCGGCCUCUGAAUUUAAGUUCGAUCGGGAAGAGGACCUUUGGACCAAAUUUAUCCUGGCAUGUGAGAAAAAGGAUGAGCCGGACUCGCAGCUGAUCUGCAUUAAAACCGAGGACAUUUCUGACAGUCAGAAUUUAGAGACAACUAGCCUGAACUCUGACAUUAGUAGUGAAUUGUCGGACAGCUCUGAAGAACUUUCCCCGACCUCCAAAUUUACCUCAGACCCGAUCGGUGACAUGGUGAUUAAAACGGAGCCAUUUAGCUCAUCGGUCACAUCCACCCCACCUUCAUCCCCAGAGCAAGGCAAGGAGUCCCCCACUCAUUUGUGGAAUGCUAUCACUGGAGAGCUCCAUUCCCCAGGGAAAGUGCGCUCCGGGUGCUUUGGAAAGACUCUUGAACAGGGUAGUCCGAUCAGCGGAGAGACUUCGCCGGACGGCAAGAAACGUGUCCACAAGUGUCUUUUUAAUGGCUGCAAGAAAGUUUACACCAAGAGCUCGCAUUUAAAAGCACAUCAGCGUACCCAUACAGGAGAGAAGCCUUACAGAUGUUCAUGGGAGGGCUGUACGUGGCGUUUUGCACGAAGUGACGAACUGACCAGACACUUCCGAAAACACACUGGUGCCAAGCCAUUUAAGUGCACACAUUGUGACAGGUGUUUCUCCAGAUCAGACCAUCUGGCUCUGCACAUGAAGCGACACAUGUGAAUGAAUGCGGAAGUCACGUGAUUUAGAGUAACCUCAAGGUUAAAUUGCCUUGUGCGAGGGAUGCGAGUUCCAGCCAAAGCAUGCCAGUUUGCACCCUAACCAGUUGCCUUCAAGACCUCACUUUCUCCAAGAGGCUUUGCAGGGCUUAUCAAUCGUGUGAGAUGCGGCAUAGCCACCAUACAGUGCUACUUCUGGAGCUGACCGGGCCUGUGCACUAUUGGUGCUUUAUCUUCUGAGUGGCUUGUCUAAGCCGUCGCCGUGAGCAUGUGCACUGAGAAUGUUAAUGACUGGGUGACUGAAUGGUGACCAGGAGCCAAUGUCUGAAUGAGGAAGAACUUUUUAUUUUUUGUUAUGGUUGAGUUCAGUUGUGAGGGAUUUAAAAAAAAAAAUAGUUAUUAAAAAAACGGUUUGAAUGUUUUGUAUGCUAUGGCAUACUGAGUUAUAUGGGACAACCAUCUGUCAUUCUGCUUGGAAAAGGGGGGACCUUGCUGCUGAAAGGCGCUAAAGCCCCCCUCUGUAUAAGCAGAUGAUCCCUUUCCUGUGUGAGAGGUGCUUUUGUUGUCUGGUGCAGCUAUUAAACGUGCAAUGUGUCAAGUAGCUCGUUUUGCUACAACGAUCGUUUGUAAUCCAUUGUAUAAGCUGUGUAUCUACCAAUUAUAACACAACUAUAACUUCAUUAUAAUAGAAAAGGUAUUGCAUGGAUCAGGGGGAAAUGUGUACGCUUCUCCAUUCUUUAAUCAGGACUGCAGUUAUGAUUCCAGUUGAGAGCAGCUAAAUACAAUUGGUCUGUUGUUACGUUACUUAUGUAUAGAACUGAAAAAAAAAAUAAAAAAA
Messenger RNA from Rana temporaria (common frog), 2081 nucleotides. RefSeq names its product Kruppel like factor 6 (gene KLF6). The transcript is spliced from 4 exons. The record is from RefSeq and is a predicted model, not a curated record. Gene Ontology annotation, biological process: regulation of transcription by RNA polymerase II. Bases 396 to 1247 code for a protein of 283 amino acids. NCBI's taxonomy places the organism in Eukaryota, Metazoa, Chordata, Amphibia, Anura, Ranidae. Gene Ontology annotation, molecular function: RNA polymerase II cis-regulatory region sequence-specific DNA binding; DNA-binding transcription factor activity, RNA polymerase II-specific.